This is a messenger RNA of Rhagoletis zephyria (snowberry fruit fly), 496 nucleotides long. RefSeq names its product CGG triplet repeat-binding protein 1-like. The record is from RefSeq and is a predicted model, not a curated record. Gene Ontology annotation, cellular component: nucleus. Gene Ontology annotation, biological process: regulation of transcription by RNA polymerase II. Gene Ontology annotation, molecular function: double-stranded DNA binding. Lineage: Eukaryota; Metazoa; Arthropoda; Insecta; Diptera; Tephritidae.
AUGCCGAAGCACAAGCCAUCUUAUCAACAGCUCGUGCGCGUCUUUGGUGAGGAUACGUUUUCGUGCGACGCGUCGAUGGUCUUCUGCAAAGCUUGCUCAAAGGGAUUUCCAGGAGCAAGAAAGUUCACGUUGGAACAACACGUGAAAACUUCUCUCCACAAAGAGUCGUUGCAACGGCACAGUAGCCGACAGCAACUGCUCUCCGAUGCUCGCGGGGAUCGACCCAAAAAUGACUUCUCCAUGGAACUCUGCACCGCGCUUGUGAAGGCUGACAUUCCGUUGCAUAAAGUGUCACAUCCCGCCUUCAAAGAAUUCUUAGAGAAGCAUACGUCGUUCAAGGUGCAGGACGAGUCAACUCUUCGCAGGAGCUGCCUGCCUCUUAUAUACGAUAGCAGCCUCCGACAACUUCAGCAGGAAAUAGGUGACUCCGACAUCUGGGUUGGCACCGACGAAACCACCGAUAGCAAAGGGAGAUGUAUCGUAAACGUAACCGUGG